AUGACUACCCAAGAACUUAAAUUUAAAUGGAAUAUUAAUAAUUUAAUUGAUAAAACCAGAUUUUCAAAAGAAGAAGAAAAACCAAUUGAGUUAUCAAAUGGUGAUUUAACAGCAACUAGAAAAGAAAGAGUUAGAGGGGAUGAUCCCCCCCCAGUCAGAAUUUUAGCAGAUAAUUAUAUUUCAUUCGAUAAUAAUCAAACCUCAGUAGAAUGGACAGUUCAAGUUGGUUUCACUCAUGGAUUUAUUGAAGUUGGUAUCACUGAUCCAUCAUCAAAUAAAACUUAUUUAUUCAAAGGAUUUAAAAAUGAAGCUCAAGAGGAGGAUGGUCAAAAUUUGAAAUCAUUCCAAUUUGGUGAAACUUUUACAACUGGUGAUAAAAUUAAAAUCGUUUUAGAGUUAACCGCCUCAAAAACUUUGGCUUUACAUUUAUAUAAAAAUAACAGCUUAUUAGGUACACCAUUCGAAACUCAAUUUAAUGAAAAUAGUAAAUAUUAUCCAUUUGUUGGUUUAAAUGAUAAUGGAGAUCAAAUUACAAUUGUUGUUUAAAUAAUACAUAGUUAUAAUAAUAAUAAUAAUAAUAAUAGAAAUAAAAAAAGUAUAAAUAUAUAAAUUUAAAUAGUUAAAAUA
Dictyostelium purpureum is the source of this 627-nucleotide messenger RNA. RefSeq lists its product as uncharacterized. The record is from RefSeq and is a predicted model, not a curated record. NCBI's taxonomy places the organism in Eukaryota, Evosea, Eumycetozoa, Dictyosteliales, Dictyosteliaceae. The transcript is spliced from 2 exons. Bases 1 to 546 code for a protein of 181 amino acids.